This is a messenger RNA of Cladophialophora psammophila CBS 110553, 357 nucleotides long. RefSeq lists its product as uncharacterized. The transcript is spliced from 2 exons. The record is from RefSeq and is a predicted model, not a curated record. Lineage: Eukaryota; Fungi; Ascomycota; Eurotiomycetes; Chaetothyriales; Herpotrichiellaceae. Bases 1 to 357 code for a protein of 118 amino acids.
AUGCAGCUGCUGUUCCCAACUCCUCCACGAGCCAACAACAUUCCACUACCGCUCAGACGUCAAGUCAGCAGUUCCUUACUGCAAGCGCGUCAAACAGAAACAAUACGGCCGCCGCUGGUUCAGCAGCUGAGCAACCAACAACAAUCCAUGCUGGCGAAGCGUCAGUCGUCGGUCCAUCACCUCAAGGAACUGGUUCGAGAGAGGACGCAACGACCGGGGAAUCCAGUCGACUUCGGAGCUACUCUGACGGGCGAAAAUGGCACGAAGGAAAUAAAGCCGAAGAAAGACAAUCGCGGCAAUAAUCAGGCUGAGACGGGUGGAGAGCCGACUUGGAGCUUCGCGAACCUCAAGCUGUAG